Strongyloides ratti is the source of this 873-nucleotide messenger RNA. Its product is annotated as NADH dehydrogenase [ubiquinone] iron-sulfur protein 4, mitochondrial. Gene Ontology annotation, biological process: electron transport chain. The coding region runs from base 1 to 873 and encodes 290 amino acids. NCBI's taxonomy places the organism in Eukaryota, Metazoa, Nematoda, Chromadorea, Rhabditida, Strongyloididae. The record is from RefSeq and is a predicted model, not a curated record. The transcript has 2 exons.
AUGAAAGCUGUUUCAAGAAUAAACGUUUAUUCUCCUAUGUUAAAACAAGUAAAAUAUCUAUGUUCUGGAAAUACUAGUACACUACCAACAGUUAGUAAGGCUGAUGCUGUAAAAAAAUCUGUAGCUGAAAUUGUUGGAGAUGAAAAAAAAAGAGUUCAGGCUGUAAGUGUAUUGGAUACAACAUUAGAAGUUGCAACUAUGGCAGGAGUUCCUGAUGAACAUAAAGAGGGAAGAACAGCAAGAAUUUUUAAGCCAGCUCGUGAAGCAACUCAAACAGCAUGGGGAAAUACAAAAGUUUGGAAAAUAGAAUUAGAUAAUCGUGAAAGAUGGGAAAAUCCUUUAAUGGGAUGGUCAGGAACAGCUGAUCCAUUGUCAAAUAUUUCAAUGAAUCUUGACUUUGCUACAGCAGAAGAUGCUAUAGCUUUUUGUCAAAAAAAUUAUUGGAACUAUGAAGUAGAAGAACCUCAAGAACGUAAAAUAGUUCCUAAAAAUUAUGGUCAAAAUUUUGCUUGGAAUAGGCGCACACGUGCUAUGUCUCAUUCAGAUAACACAACGCCAGUUACAUCUUCAACCACUACUAAUAAUACAGCAGGUCCUUCUACAAAUGUAAAUAUUCCACCUGUCGAAGAGGAUCAUGCAAUCACAGAAGAAAUGACAAUCAAACAAAUGUUAGAAGAGAAUGCUCAUUUAAUAGAGAAUUUAUUGCAGUAUCAAGCAAAUCCUAUGGAAACAAAUACAAUACCAUCAAUGGAUUCAAGUUUAAAACAAUUGUAUAAAAAUAUAAUAUUUGUAUCCAGAUAUGCAGAUCAAAUUACACAAGAAGAAGCUAGUGGUUUACAGGAAUACAAGGAAAAUGAUAGCGUGAAACUAUGA